Talpa occidentalis (Iberian mole) is the source of this 837-nucleotide messenger RNA. Its product is annotated as N-terminal Xaa-Pro-Lys N-methyltransferase 1. The transcript is spliced from 4 exons. Gene Ontology annotation, cellular component: cytoplasm. The record is from RefSeq and is a predicted model, not a curated record. Gene Ontology annotation, molecular function: N-terminal protein N-methyltransferase activity. Bases 93 to 764 code for a protein of 223 amino acids. Lineage: Eukaryota; Metazoa; Chordata; Mammalia; Eulipotyphla; Talpidae.
CUCCCCGGUCCUCGCUCCCCGGGUGCCGGGAGCUCCCGCCGUUGCGCCGCUGCUGAGGCUGGUGCUGGGGCAGACCCGCGGCCGCAGACGGCAUGACGAGCGAGGUGAUAGAAGACGAGAAGCAAUUCUACUCCAAGGCCAAGACGUACUGGAAGGAGGUCCCGCCCACGGUGGACGGCAUGCUCGGGGGGUACGGCCACAUCUCCGGCAUCGACAUCAGCAGCUCCCGGAAGUUCCUGCAGAGGUUUUUGAGGGAUGGCCCCAACAAGACGGGCACUUCCUGUGCCCUGGACUGUGGCGCCGGCAUCGGGAGGAUCACCAAGCGGCUGCUCCUGCCCCUCUUCGGCGUGGUGGACAUGGUGGAUGUGACUGAGGACUUUCUGGUCAAAGCCAGGACCUACCUGGGCGAGGAGGGCAAGAGGGUGAGGAACUACUUCUGCUGCGGCCUCCAGGACUUCAGCCCGGAGCCCAGCUCCUACGACGUCAUCUGGAUCCAGUGGGUGAUAGGCCACCUGACCGAUCAGCACCUGGCCGAGUUCCUGCGGCGCUGCAAGCUGGGCCUGCGCCCCAAUGGCAUCAUAGUUAUCAAGGACAACAUGGCCCAGGAGGGCGUGAUCCUGGACGACGUGGACAGCAGCGUGUGCCGGGACCUCGAGGUGGUCCACAGGAUCAUCCACAACGCUGGCCUCAGCCUCCUCGCCCAGGAGCGGCAAGAGAACCUCCCUGAGGAAAUCUACCACGUCUACAGCUUGGCCCUGAGAUGAGGGGCUGCCAGGAGAGACCAGGAACCUGCGCGGGGUGGGGUCAGCAGUGAGAUCCUGAGCCCCCACACCAGGG